AUGGUCGAUACUCGUGCGUACACAGUCGAUGCGCAGCUGUCUGCUGCAGCAGACGACUCGCAAUCACAUCGAAGACGCCAAUCGUACAUGCACGGUCUAUUGCUCUUGCUCAUCGUCGUCUUCCUCUGGACCGCUUCGAAUUUCCUCACAAACGCUCUGCUCACCACGGGCGGAUACGACAAGCCGUUUUUCGUGACGUACGCAAACACGUCGUCGUUCGCGCUGUAUCUGGUGCCAUAUCUGGUCAGCAGCAGGUUACGCAAGAGAUGGAGCAAUGCAGCCGCCAACCCACACACAUACACCAGCCUCCCGCAGCACGAUGUCGAAGCCGACGCAGAUCAAUCCGAGCAUCACAUCCAGGACGACAAGGACGAGUUGCCCAAGUGGCUCAAGACGCUCGGUUUCGACGUGCCUACCGUCACACCAGAUCAAAGUGUAGCAGCAGCAUCGACAGCAGCAGUAGUAGUCACACCAACUGUCAAGCCGUUUGCUCUCUUGGCCGAGGACCAACAGCAACAGCAACAGCAACAGCAACAGCAACCACGUGGGCGAGGAGGCAAAAAAGCGUCUUGCACCAACCUCAAUCACAAGCCGAUCCGGCUCACCAGGUCGUUCUCGCAUUGCCAGCAGCAGCAGUACCAGCAAGAUGAUUCUUCGACAGCAUCGACGCCGCUACUUGCACCAACACCGCCCGUGUCACGGCCAAGCUCGCCCGUGCGCCCGUUUCUGGUUUCCACGUCGGUGCCGCGUCCAUCUUCGAUCGAUGGCAGAAGGCCACGUACUUCGAUCAGCAUCGUUCGCGCCGCGGAUGGCAACGCUUCGGCGAUACCGGCUGUGCCCGUUGCAGCGUUGCCGCUGCCGCCGCUGACGUUGAGGGAGACGGCGAUCCUCGCGUCGCAGUUUACGCUGGUGUGGUUUGGUGCCAACUGGGCGAUUAAUGCGGGCUUGGGGUUGACGUCUGUGGCUAGUGGUACGACGAUCGGAUCGGCCAGUGGCUUUUUCACGCUCGCUUUGGGAGCAGCGUUGGGUGUGGACAGGUUCACUUUGGCGCGCUUAGGCGCGGUGUGCAUUUCGGCGUUGGGCGUUGCCGCGGUGACGUUUGCGGAUCGAGAUAGCGCCACCUCGACCAUCACGGUCUCGUCGGAAGCGAUCCUGGAUGGGUUGUGGAGACGAUCCUGGACGUCGACGAGCGCUGCGAGUAUGCACAGCUUUGUCAGUAAACCACCAAACGCACCGUUGGGCGAUAUGCUGGCGCUUCUCUCGGCGUUGCUCUACUCGCUGUAUGUGAUGCUGCUGAAAACGCGCAUCGGCUCGGAAGACCGCAUCUCGAUGCCGCUCAUGUUCGGUAUGGUGGGUGCGAUCAACAUUGUCUGUCUGUGGCCCAUGUUGCCGCUGCUCCACUUUGCGCGCAUUGAAAGCUUCUCGCUUCCGCCGUCGCCCUCAAUCUGGGCCGGUGUCGUGCUCAACAUGUGCAUCACUCUGGUCAGUGAUUUCAUCUAUCUGUUGGCCAUGUUGAAGAGUUCGCCGUUGAUCACCACGUUGGGCUUGUCUUUGACCAUUCCGUUGGCCGUGGUCAUUGAUGCGCUCAAGGGCAGCCAUACCGGCGGGGUCGUUGCCGUUGUUGGCUCGACGGCUGUACUGAGUAGCUUUGGCUUUAUCGGUUGGGACGAUCAUCGUUUGUUUCAACAGGAGAGCGCCAAGGCGUUGGCGACCGCAGCAGCGUCCGCAGAGCUGGGCGAGCAACACCACGCUCCGCAUGAGCACCAUGCUCAUUGCCACAUGAACCGUGUCCAUCCACCCUCAAUCCCACCGCGAACACCCACCACUUCGUCCGCCAUCACCGUGGUCUCUGACUAA
This is a messenger RNA of Mycosarcoma maydis (corn smut), 1857 nucleotides long. RefSeq lists its product as uncharacterized. The record is from RefSeq and is a predicted model, not a curated record. Gene Ontology annotation, biological process: regulation of peptide transport. NCBI's taxonomy places the organism in Eukaryota, Fungi, Basidiomycota, Ustilaginomycetes, Ustilaginales. The transcript has a single exon. Bases 1 to 1857 code for a protein of 618 amino acids.